Messenger RNA from Sabethes cyaneus, 1842 nucleotides. RefSeq names its product 60S ribosomal export protein NMD3 (gene Nmd3). Gene Ontology annotation, cellular component: nucleus; cytoplasm. The transcript has 3 exons. Gene Ontology annotation, biological process: ribosomal large subunit export from nucleus. Lineage: Eukaryota; Metazoa; Arthropoda; Insecta; Diptera; Culicidae. The record is from RefSeq and is a predicted model, not a curated record. Gene Ontology annotation, molecular function: ribosomal large subunit binding. Bases 94 to 1623 code for a protein of 509 amino acids.
GUUUAUUCCCAACUCGUGGUGCUGAAAUCGCUCUAUGCACUUGCAUAUUAGAGCAUUUUUCUACAUGUGAAGUGCACAUUUUUGCAACUAAAAAUGGAAUACAUAAGCCAAAAUGAUGGACCAUCAACGUCCGCCGGAGCUCAGCAUAAAAACAAAAUCCUCUGUUGCGAGUGCGGUGUUCCGGUAGAACCAAAUCCGUCGAAUAUGUGCGUUGCUUGCUUACGUACUCACGUAGACAUUACGGCCAACAUUCCCAAACAGGCGGUCGUGUUUUUCUGUCGCAACUGCGAACGGUAUCUCAAUCCCCCGAGUGAGUGGGUUCAGUGCAGUUUGGAAUCGAAGGAACUGCUGUCUGUAUGCCUGAAACGGUUGAAGGGACUGAAGGAGGUCAAACUUGUCGAUGCCGGAUUUAUCUGGACGGAGCCACAUUCAAAGCGCAUCAAAGUGAAGUUGACCGUUCACGGUGAAGUUAUGGAUGGCGUUGUGCUGCAGCAGGUUUUUGUUGUCGAGUUUACGGUGAACAACCAGAUGUGCGAUGACUGUCAUCGUACUGAGGCAAAGGAUUUUUGGCGCUGUCUGGUGCAGGUCCGUCAAAAAUCCAUCAACAAGAAAACGCUCUUCUAUCUGGAACAGAUGAUUUUAAAACACAAAGCCCAUGAAAACACGUUGGGAAUAAAGCCGUCGCCAUCGGGAGGACUUGACUUUUACUAUGCCACCGAUGCACAUGCUCGUAAAAUGGUCGAUUUUCUGCAGGCCGUCCUACCGGUUAAGGUCACCAAUUCGAAAAAGCUUAUUUCGCACGACAUUCACAGCAACUCUUACAACUACAAGUAUUCGUACGCUGUAGACGUAGUGCCGGUUUCCAAAGGAAGUCUUGUUUGUUUAAACAAAAAGCUCCAACAGCACCUUGCACACAUUUCCCCGAUUUGUCUAGUGACUAAAGUAGCGAACGCAAUACAUUUGAUCGAUCCACUAACCGCACAGAUGGCCGAAGUUCAGAACAUGGCAUUUUGGAAAAAUCCUUUUGAAGCCAUUUGCAAUCCCAAACAGAUGAUCGAGUUCGUUGUAAUGGACGUGGAAAUAACGCGAGAUCAGGAAAAGCGCAAUUUUCCCGGUCAGGGUCCGAUUUCGGUGCGUCAUAUUUUGGCCGAUCUGUGGGUGGUGAAAGCUUCCGAGUUGGGCAUUAAUGAAAAUACGAUACACACCAGGUCUCAUUUGGGUCAUCUGCUGAAGCCGGGCGAUUCCGUUUUGGGGUACGACUUGCGUGACGCUAAUGUAAACAAUGGCGAGUUUGAGAAGCUCAAACAGGACUCCAUUCCGGAUGUGUUGCUCAUCAAAAAGUUCUACGAUAGAGCCGGUCGGAAACAGAACAGGAACUGGAAGUUGAAACAUUUGGCCGAAGAUGUGGCGUUGGAUACCGACAUUGAAAAUGAUUACAAUGAAUUUUUGGAGGAUUUGGAGGAGGACCCGGAUAUGCGACAACACGUGAAUAUAUUCAAAGAUGGAAGCAAAUCCAUACCGGUAGAUGUGAACGAUAUGGAUGAUCCAUCGGUUCCACGGAUUACGCUGGAAGAGAUGCUGGACGAUCUGGUGCUGGAUGAUGUCGAUAUGGCGGAAGCUUAAUGACUUUGUAAUUGUUAAAUGUACCCGAGAUAUAUGUUGGUAUAACAUGAAGGUGAAAUAUACCUAUCAAAUAUCAAUGAUUGGAUUCCUAUAGACCUUAGUGUUUGAAGAAAUGUUUUGGGACACUAAACAUGGCAAUAAAAUUGAACUUAUUAUGUUGUGGAAAAUAUGUUAGCGACCUAAAAUGAGGUUAAUAUAAGUUUCUUCAGCUAGGUUUAA